Cokeromyces recurvatus is the source of this 410-nucleotide messenger RNA. RefSeq lists its product as uncharacterized. The transcript has a single exon. The record is from RefSeq and is a predicted model, not a curated record. NCBI's taxonomy places the organism in Eukaryota, Fungi, Mucoromycota, Mucoromycetes, Mucorales, Mucoraceae. The coding region runs from base 43 to 351 and encodes 102 amino acids.
CUAAACCAACUACCUACCUAAAAAAGCUAAAACACUCACAGGAUGCGGCUCCUUGGGCAGUCCGUUGGCCAUCUAUUUGUAUCACUGUACAUGAAUUGGAUUAUCUCUUUCAUGAAGAAAGCUACAUCUAGAUCCUCCCUCAGAAUCCGGUGCACUACUGCUGAAAUGGUUAUUCACCUAAAAAGUGCUAAUAUACUUGUACUGUCUCUGAAAUUUAUCUUACUGAUCUUUUUCCCAUUUACUUUGUUCCUCUUUAACUUAGUAUAUUUAUUUUAUCUAUUACACAUAUACUUUUAUACUUUUCCCUUUUGUCUCAUAAGAGGGGUUUUUCUUACUUAUAUACUAUUAUAACUGACUAGAGGCAAUACAGCAAAUGAAAAAUGCUAUGUGCUCAUUUGGUCAAAAAAAAA